This is a messenger RNA of Pseudomyrmex gracilis, 4360 nucleotides long. RefSeq names its product nuclear pore complex protein NUP98A-like. The transcript is spliced from 12 exons. NCBI's taxonomy places the organism in Eukaryota, Metazoa, Arthropoda, Insecta, Hymenoptera, Formicidae. Bases 1 to 3345 code for a protein of 1114 amino acids. The record is from RefSeq and is a predicted model, not a curated record.
AUGACCGAUACGCAGACUGGCGAUCUCAAGUAUUUUCUGCCGGUGAUAAUCUUUGCGUACAUGCAACAGACAAUAGAGGAAUCAGUGGCGCCUACAGUAUGCAGCGCAUCAGCCAGUGCAUAUGCAGGAGCAUCCGCGCUAAGCAACGCGGAUGCGUUUGCUGGGACAUUUGGAGAAACCGGUAGUCUUUCUGGGACUCAUGACGGACAUAAAGGAAUUCGUAGCUAUGGCUUUCCUCAAGGCAACGACGCUAAUCGCGAUACAAAAUCAUACAACACACCUUCGGCACACGAUGGUGCUGGUCAUCAUCACGGAAUAAAAGACAGAGGUCAUGACUAUAAUAAGAACGGUGAUGGUUGCUCUAAAUGCAAAUGGGAGAAUGACGAUUACUGGGAACGAGACGAGCCGGAGGAGGAAGAAGACGAAGUCGAUGAAGAUGAAUGCGAUGACGGCGAUGACGGUCAGUACAGGCCCGGCAAACACGAUCAUUACGGCUCAGAUGGAGCUAACAAAGGUCCCAAGAGAAGAUUGCAGCCACCCGGAGUGCAGAAGACAGGACCUACGGGCGUAUAUACUGAUGAUGGCAUCCAAGCCGGAGGAGGAGUUAAUCCUAGUUCUUUUUCACCGAAUAUUCCAAAUACCGGAUAUUCAAAACCAACCGAUAAUUUUGGCAGCACAUCAAAACCUGGGUUUGGCUGGAAUACUCCAUCUGUUGCAUCCAAGCCAGGAUAUGGCGGAGUGACUACAAAUGCGUUCGCAACAUCAAGUUCUUGGCCGAACUGGCAAGGAGGAACAACGCCAAGUGGUUUUGGCACUUCUCCGAAACCUGCUUGGAGCGAUAAGCAUGACGGUGUACCGGCUGGAAGUUACGGAACAACACCAAAACCUGGAACAAGCUGGAAUACUGCGCCAACCGGAUCGAACGCACCACCUGGUAGAUUUCCAUCUACGCCCGGAGCACCUCAAAAUACUGGACACGGAUUUGGUGUAUCAUUCACAGGAUUUCCUUCUACUCCACCUGGAAAACUUGGCUGGAACACGGGUCGUGACAGCACACCUGUUGGAAGUUACGGUGUCACGCCGAAACCUGAGUCAAGUUGGAAUACUGGACAUGAUAGUGGAAAUUUCGGAACAACGGCGAAACCUGUUGAUACACCAGGAUACAGUUUAAAUACUGGGUCCAGUAGUAAACCUGGAUCAAAUUGGAAUUCAGGUUACGGAACUACGCCUGUUGGUACACCAGGUUGUACUGGAUCUGGUUUAAGUUGCAAUCAAGGAAAUAUUCCCCAUGGAGAAACACCUGAUUUUGGUAAAAAGGAACAGCCAUUUGGUUUCAAUAAACCAGAAUAUGCUCAACCAUCGUACGUUAAUAAGCCUCAAGGACCAAAUCAAUUACCAUCUAAUGUUAACAGUGGCUCUUAUACUCCCGGAGUUGCGCCUGGAGUUCAAAGUAAUGUAUUUAGUUCUGGAAAAUUACCAACUCCAACUACAUUUCCAACUGGAAGCGGCAGUUAUCCGGGUGUUACAAAACCAAAUUAUGGAAGUGGAACUAAUACUUGGCAACAUCCAGGAACUACAGGUUCUUAUGCUGGAUUUCCUGCAUCAAAUACAGGAUUUGGAACAACUAAAACUCCAUUCAAUCAUGUGAGCACAUCGAGUCCUGUAUCAUCAAGCGGUUCUUUUAGCGGAACAGGACAGAAACCUGGUUUUAGUGUUGCAAGUAGUAGCGCAACUGCAAGUGCUGGAGCAAGCGCGUUUGGAACAUCAUUUGGUCCACACAGUACUCUCGGAACAUCAUUGCAUGGUACAACGCCAACACAUGGUUCAGGUUCAGGUUAUCCUGGUGUCAAAGGACAUACUAAACCUAGUUAUGGAACUACUCCUCACGGAACAUAUCCUGAUACAGGAAGUGGUACUUGGUCUGGUAAGCCAUCUGGAAGCGGAAGUGCAACUUGGCCUGAAGGACAACCUGGAAGUUAUAAUAGACCAUCAUACGGCAAACCAGAAGACGGAUCUACGCCUAGUAAACCUCUUGGAGGCGGACCUGAAACUUAUAAUAGACCUCUAUACAGUGGAAAACCAGAAGACGGAUCUACACCUAGCAAACCUCUCGGAGGCGGACCUGGAAUUUGUUAUAAUAGACCAUCAUACGGCAAACCAGGAGACGGAUCUACGCCUAAUAAACCUCUCGAAAGCGGACCUGGAACUUGGCCUAGUGGACAAUCUGGAAUUAAAUCUCAUCCUAGUAAUUAUCCAGGAACCGGAAGUGGAACGUGGCCAGGGAAGCAGCCUGGAUAUGAAAGCGGAUGCCGAAGUUGUGGAGAAGUCACUAGUUCACAUGGAGGAAACAGCAAUUGCGGAAGUUAUAAUUGUGGCGGUUGCAGCGGAAAAGAUAAUACACCAACAAUACACGGAUGUAAUCAAGCAGUAGGUGGCGUUAACAAAACAUAUUAUCCCGCGGGAACUGGUGAUGGCAAUGUUCCAAGUAUUGCAGAAGCAUAUGGACCAGGUUCAUCCCCAGAAAGUCUUGAGAAAUGGAAUCCUCAAAAUCCAUUUUUAUACGGAGCAGGCAGACCUCAAAGCGAUGUUUCACGUCCGUGGAGUGAGACAACAACUAAACCGCUCGGUCAAGGAAAUCCUUUUCUCGACUUUAGUUCGAAUAAUCCUAAGCCUGCCUAUAGCAGCGCUUCUGCUACUGAUAGAAAUGUAAUUCCUUAUGGAGAGGAAGAUACCAAACCUAUCGGUCAAGGAAAUAUUUUCUUGGAUAGUGCGGGAGGAAACAUCGGAAAUAAUCCGAACGAAGUUCCCUUCGGAGAAAAGAAACCUGAAGGAAACGUUUUUCUUGGAUUUCCCGGUAGUGUAAACAGCAGUCCGGGUAGUUCAUCAUACGGCAGACCUGAUGGAUCUUCUGUACCGGGAACAUCAGGAGGAAAUAAUUCUCCGAGUCCGGCACAAUGCAAGUUGGGUAUUUUUGGUUGUGGAACGUCUGACAGCGGCAGUUAUGGUAAUAAUCCGCAAAGUGUUGGAACAAGCAGCGGAGUUCCAGGAAUCGUUGGCAGUGCCGGAAAUCCUGGAAGUGGUAUUGGUUCCGGUCAUCCUGGAUCAAUCGGAGGUAAUUUAGGCCACGCGGGAGCUUUCGCUGGAGCAUUUAGCAGCGCUCAAGCUUCCAGUUUCGCCAACACAGGACUUGGUAACGACUUUGGCCAGGGUGGAAAUCGGCCUUCUUCUGCUGGAGCGCAAAAUCAAAACGUACCGAAUGCUUGGGCUUCUAGUGGCGCUUCUGCCUUUGCUAGUAGCAGUUCCGGAAGUUGGUCAGGAAAUCAUCCUAUCAAUGUAAAAGGAUAAUUAUUUCGAGCAAAUAUCAAAUAAAGUAUAACUACAGACUACGCGAUAUAAUCCUCAUGCGUAUACUUACAUCAAUAAUAAUAAUCAAAAUGCUUGAUCUUUUUUUAUGUGUCUAAAGCUUUUAUAUAAAUAUUUUUAUAUUUAUAGCGUUUUUACAUUUUUUGUCGCAGUCCAAAUCACGAUUCAAUAAUAAAUAAAAAUGUUUCCAGUCAAACAAACUUCCUAGAAAUAUGUAAAGUUAUUUUUCCAAACACUAAUUAUCUGUUAUGUGAUCAAUAAUUACACACAUCGAUUUGUAAAAUUGCAUGAUUCUCCUAUAUAGGAUGAUCCGUAAAAAAAUUAUUAAUAUACGUUAUUUUUAUGAAUAUUUUAAUAAGUAAUUUUGUCAGAUAUAUUUAUUAUACAAUUUUUUUAUAAAUGUAAAUAGAGAAAAAUGCAAUAAAAUUUUAUAUUUAUAUAAAUGAUAUCAUAUUUGGCUUGUAAUGUUUCAAACAAGUCAAUAAUCAACCACCAGAUAUGUAUGAGCAAUCAAGCUAUUAUUCGAAAAUUUUUCUUGCGAAAGCAAUUAUGCUUGUUGUGAAAACAUAUAAAAGAACACUGUAAUCGUAUAUAGAUUCAUUUGUUUCUACUAAGUUGUACAGUGAGGAGAAUUUCUGUUUUGUUCUACACUCUGCCACAGUCAUCAUGAAGAUUGCUGUACUGAUUAUACUCAUAGUAGCAAUACUAGUUCAACUUUGCAGCGCACAGAUGCGCCGAGGGGGUAUGAUGAGACCUAGAGGGGGUAUGAUGAGAGUAAUGGGGUAUGAUUCUAUGGAAGACAAUCCUACGGAUAUAAUAAACUAAACUCAAUCCAGGAAAGGCUAUGGAAUAUUGUACAAAUGCAUGAGUAAACUCGGAAUUCUCUUCACUUCUCAAUCAACUACGAGAAAAAUUCGAAAUUACACUAAUAUGACUCUUUUUGUCUCAUAUAUAUAUAUAUAUAUAUAUAGUUAAUAAAUAAAAUGCAAUAACUUUA